Messenger RNA from Notothenia coriiceps (black rockcod), 2202 nucleotides. RefSeq names its product cullin-associated NEDD8-dissociated protein 1-like. NCBI's taxonomy places the organism in Eukaryota, Metazoa, Chordata, Actinopteri, Perciformes, Nototheniidae. Gene Ontology annotation, biological process: SCF complex assembly. The record is from RefSeq and is a predicted model, not a curated record.
AACGACAACAUGUCGACGACCCGAACCUACAUCCAGUGCACCGCCGCCAUCAGCCGGCAGGCCGGGCACCGCAUCGGCGAGUACCUGGAGAAGAUCAUCCCCCUGGUGGUGAAGUUCUGCAACGUGGACGACGACGAGCUCAGAGAAUACUGCAUCCAGGCCUUCGAGUCCUUCGUCAGGAGGUGUCCUAAAGAAGUUUACCCCCACGUUGCCACAGUGAUCUCCAUCUGCCUGCGCUACCUGACCUACGACCCCAACUACAACUUCGACGAUGAAGAUGAGGACGACAACGCAAUGGACGCCGAGCAGAACGACGAAGACUACCAAGGAAGUGAUGAUGAGUACAGUGAUGAUGAUGAUAUGAGCUGGAAGGUUCGUCGUGCGGCGGCUAAAUGUCUCGAUGCUGUCGUUUCGACUCGCCACGAAAUGCUUCCCGAGUUUUAUCGCUCCGUCUCUCCCGCACUCGUCUGCCGCUUCAAGGAGAGGGAGGAGAACGUGAAGGCGGAUGUUUUCCACGCCUACCUGUCGCUGCUCAAACAGACGCGCCCGGCUCAGAGCUGGCUGACCGACCCCGACGCCAUGGAGCAGGGAGACACGCCGCUCACCAUGCUGCAGAGCCAGGUCCCUAUGAUCGUGAAGGCUCUCCACAAGCAGCUGAAGGAGAAGAGUGUGAAAACUCGUCAAUGUUGUUUCAACAUGCUGACGGAGCUCGUUAACGUUCUGCCCGGAGCGCUGACCGCCCACAUCCCUGUACUAAUACCAGGCAUCAUCUUCUCUCUGAACGAUAAGUCGAGCAGCUCGAACCUGAAGAUCGACGCUCUGUCCUGCCUUCACGUCGUCAUGGUUACGCACCCGGCGCACGCUUUCCACGCUCACGUUCCCGCGCUCGUCCCGCCCGUGGUGGCCUGCGUGGGAGACCCCUUUUACAAAAUCACCUCUGAGGCGCUGCUCGUCACCCAGCAGCUGGUGAAGGUGAUUCGCCCUCUGGACAGCCUACCAGAGAGCUCGGACAGCUUUGACCCCUCCCCCUACAUCAGCGACCUGUUCACCUGCACCAUCAAACGCCUGAAGGCCGCCGACAUCGACCAGGAAGUGAAGGAGCGCGCCAUCUCCUGCAUGGGACAGAUCAUCUGCAACCUCGGCGACCGGCUGCCGGCUGAACUCCCCGGCACGCUGCUGAUCUUUUUGGAGCGUCUGAAGAACGAGAUCACCCGACUGACCACGGUGAAAGCUCUGACUCUGAUCGCCGGCUCUUCUCUGAAGAUCGACCUCCGGCCCGUCCUCCCCGACGCCGUGCCCAUCCUCGCUUCCUUCCUGCGCAAAAACCAGCGAGCUCUGAAGCUUUGCACGCUGGCAGCGCUCGACAUCCUGCUCAGGAACUACAGCUCCGCGGUGACCCCGGUGAUGGUGGACGCGGUGCUGGCCGAGCUGCCCCCCCUCAUCUCAGAGAGCGACAUGCACGUGUCCCAGAUGGCGCUCAGCUUCCUGUCCACGCUCGCCGUCACGCACCCCUCAGCGCUCGGUCAGCUGAGCGGGGGGAACAUCCUGCAGCAGCUCAUCGCACUGGUUCGAUCCCCGCUGCUGCAGGGGGGGGCGCUGUCCGCCAUGCUCGACUUCUACCAGGCGCUGGUGUCCACUGAGACCCCCGGCCUCGGCUACAUGGACCUCCUGAGGAUGCUGACGGGUCCGGUGUAUUCCCAGAGUGCCGCGCUGCCUCACAAGCAGGCGUACUGCUCCAUCGCCAAGUGUGUGGCCGCGCUGACGCGAGCCUGUCCUGACGAGGGGCCGGCCGUGGUGGGCCAGUUCAUACAGGACGUGAAGAACAGCCGCUCCACGGACUCCAUCCGGCUGCUCGCUCUGCUCUCAUUGGGCGAGGUGGGACACCAUGUGGACCUCAGCAGCCAACCAGAGCUCAAGACCGUCAUCCUGGACGCCUUCUCCUCCUCCAGCGAAGAGGUGAAGUCAGCAGCAUCGUACGCUCUGGGCAGCAUCGCGGUGGGGAAACUUCCGGAGUAUUGCCCCUUCGUCCUGCAGGAGAUCACUUCCUCUAAGAGACAAUACCUCUGGCUGCACUCCCCUCAAGAGAUCAUAUUUUCUGCUCACCUGACCGACAACCAACCAACCAACCAAUCACAGGGCAUCUUCCAGCUGGCCACGCCCCUUUCACGCAACCAUGACAUCUUCACCAUGCGCCAUCUCUGA